Stomoxys calcitrans (stable fly) is the source of this 1688-nucleotide messenger RNA. Its product is annotated as tryptophan--tRNA ligase, cytoplasmic. Bases 315 to 1538 code for a protein of 407 amino acids. Gene Ontology annotation, molecular function: tryptophan-tRNA ligase activity; ATP binding. Gene Ontology annotation, biological process: tryptophanyl-tRNA aminoacylation. Gene Ontology annotation, cellular component: cytoplasm. The record is from RefSeq and is a predicted model, not a curated record. NCBI's taxonomy places the organism in Eukaryota, Metazoa, Arthropoda, Insecta, Diptera, Muscidae. The transcript has 6 exons.
UAUUUAUAUCAAAAACAAUUUUAUUCGAUUGCUUACGAGUGGAUUUGGAACAGCUGAUACUCGAUUGGGCUCUCGUUAACGAAUGCCAACAUCUCGAAUGUCGAAAGUGCUUAUACGUUAACGAAUACGGAUUGACUGGAGGGAACUGACCGUUAUUUGAAUUUUCUACGUAAUAUGUCAUCAUUCAUCAAUUCGUUCAAGGCACGCCGCAUAUAAAAGAAGGUACGAUCGCUUCUUUUCAUUUUAGUAAAGAAAAGUGCGUCUAUUAGAAAGAAAUUGUUUCGAGCAAAGAGGAGUGCGCUAAUUUUUAGAAAAUGAGUGAUGAACUAAGUGGUGCUGUACAAAAAAUAUCUGUCGAAGAUGAAGAUAUUGUUAAUCCAUGGACGGUGGAAAGUAUCAGUGAUGCAGGCAUUAACUACGACAAGCUAAUUGACCGCUUCGGUUCAACACGCAUUAAUGAAAAUUUGAUAAAGCGCAUAGAAAAGAUAACUGGGAAGCCAGCCCAUCACAUGAUUCGGCGAGGAAUAUUUUUCUCGCAUCGGGAAUUGGAUGUUAUAUUAACAUUAUGGGAAAAGGGCAAACCGUUUUAUUUAUACACCGGUCGUGGGCCAAGUUCGGAGUCGAUGCAUAUGGGUCAUCUAAUACCUUUCAUAAUAACAAAAUACCUCCAAGAUUCCUUUAAUGUGCCUUUGGUAAUUCAAAUGUCCGAUGAUGAAAAAUCAUUAUGGAAGGAUUUAAAAGUAGAGGAUGCUAUUAAUUUAGCCCAUGAGAAUGCCAAGGACAUCAUAGCAAUGGGAUUUGAUCUAGAGAAGACCUUUAUUUUUAACGACUUGACAUUUAUGGGGCAAUGUCCAGCUUUUUAUCAGAAUAUAAUUCGUAUGCAAAAAUGUGUGACUUUCAAUUCAGUUAGAGGUUUAUUUGGUUUCACUGAUUCCGAUUUGGUGGGAAAGAUUGCUUUUCCGAUUGUGCAGGCAGCACCAGCUCUAUCCACUACAUUUCCUUUUAUUUUUGGCAACCAGAAAGUUCAUUGUUUAGUCCCUUGCGCCAUUGAUCAAGAUCCAUAUUUCCGCAUGUGUCGCGAUGUGGCGCCACGUUUGGGUUUCCCCAAAUGCGCUUUAAUACAUUCGACAUUCUUUCCUGCAUUGCAGGGUCCUAAAUCGAAAAUGUCCGCAAGUGAGGAGAAUUCUGCAGUGUUUUUGACCGAUACACCUAAGCAAAUUGCCGAUAAAAUCAAUAAAUACGCUUUCUCUGGUGGUCGCGCUACAAAGGAGGAACACCAAAAACUAGGUGGCAAUCCGGAUAUUGAUGUUUCCUUCCAAUUGCUAAACUUUUUCAUGGAAGAUGAUGCCAAAUUGGAGGAGAUUCGUUUAGCUUAUUUGAAGGGCGAAUUGCUGUCGGGAGACAUAAAAAAGAAGGCCAUUGAGACUAUUACGCCUAUUGUUGAGCAGCAUCAACGAGCUCGUAGAUCAGUGACCGACGAAGUAUUACAAAGCUUCAUGAAGAUACGCCAGUUACAUUUCAAAGGAUGCUCUAUUUAGCAUUGUUCGUUCGCUCAUCACAAAAGGAAAUUAUAAACCUACAUAUCUAUAUUCUGUUUGUUUGUUUUUGAUGUUUUUUUUAAGCUUUACAUAUGUAUAAUAAAUAUAUAGGGUAAAUUGCGUUCUAUUCGAAUGCAAUUUUCAUAUAAA